Molecule: messenger RNA, 2952 nt
Organism: Sebastes umbrosus (honeycomb rockfish)
Lineage: Eukaryota; Metazoa; Chordata; Actinopteri; Perciformes; Sebastidae
Gene: sinhcaf
Product: SIN3-HDAC complex associated factor
Exons: 6
Coding region: 224-1063 (279 amino acids)
Biological process (GO): negative regulation of cell migration
Source: RefSeq, a predicted model, not a curated record
CUGCUGCUGUGAGAUGGAGGCGUGGACACCACGCAUGCGCACUACAGUCCACUACUCUACCACAACGCGCACGCAACGCGCACACAUCAACACGCACACAACAACACGGAGCGGGUCUCUGAUGCGGGUUCAUCUUCAUAACAGAAACACCAGAACGACGCGCACUGAGGACUAGUACUACUAUUACUACUGAGAUCCAGAUCAACACGCACUCUGAGACAAGAUGUUUGGCUUUCAUAAGCCGAAGAUGUACCGGAGUUUGGACGGCUGCUGCAUCUGCCGCGCAAAGUCGUCCAGCUCUCGUUUCACGGACAGUAAGCGGUACGAGAAAGACUUCAGGAGCUGCUUUGGACUGAGUGAAACGCGAUCUGGAGAGAUCUGUAACGCCUGUGUGCUGCUGGUGAAACGCUGGAAAAAGCUACCUGUGGGAACCAAGAAGAACUGGAACCAUGUGGUUGAUGCCAGAGGAGGUCCCAGUCUAAAGAUAACUUCCAGGCCCAAGAAGAUAAAGUCCAUCUCCAAGAAAGCCCGGCCGAGCCAGAUCAGCAGGCUGCAGAAAGAGCUGAAAAGAAACAAUUCCGAUGCCCACAGCACCACCUCCAGCACCUCCCCGGCUCAGUCUCCCAGCUACAGCAACCUCUCAGACGACGGCUCAGACACGGAGAUCAGCCCGGGAUCCAGUCGCUCUCCUGUCUUCUCAUUUCUGGACCUCACUUACUGGAAGAGGCAGAAGGUGUGCUGUGGAAUAAUCUACAAGGGGCGCUUUGGGGAGGUGCUCAUCGACCCCCACUUGUUCAAACCGUGCUGCCGCAAACAACGACAGCAGCAGCAGCAGCAAGAGGAGGAGGAAGAGGAGGAAGAGGAGGAGGAAGAUGAGGAGGAAGAUGUGGAGAUAGAGGAGGGCCAGGAGGGCGUGGAUGUCAGCGGGCCCGAUUCCCAGACGGAAGAGGAAGUGAAGGAGACGCCGAGGUGUGAGGAAAAUGCAGAGCCUGCACAGCUAUGUGUUACCUUGACAACGCCUCCAACCAUGAGCGCGGCGGUGGUGAUGGAGGACGGCUGGUAAGGUCAAAACUCCGCCUUGCACACAUCUCUGAAGGAAAUCUUGGGGUGCUGUUUGUUUGUCUCAAACACGUACAGAAAGAAGUUGCCUCAGAUUGCCUUCAAUCAUAAAGCAGCUGUAGAUCCUUCAGUCUUCUCCAGAAUAAUGUUGAAGGGUUGUUUAUUUAGUUUGAAUGGUAACUUAUGAACUGUUGUUUUUCCACUUUGUCUCUUAUUUUGUAUUUAAUAUUCAAACCACCUGAUGAUGGACCAUCAUCCGUGGUGACAUGCUGGAGCUCUACUUAGUCAGUUUAAAAAGACUUUAUUCCAAAACGCAAUAGAUCCACUAGCUCACAGAAAAAGGUGCUACUUAAAAUCCAUUACUCAACAUUUCAAACAUUCAGCUGAACCUUCUCCCAGUGUGGAUAUUUUAUAAGCAUAUUCUGUUAAGAUGACUAAUAUAACAGUAUUACUUUUGCUUUCUUUGUCAAGAGUAGACAACUCUUUUUUUGAAAUGGUGGAUAUCUCGUUUUGGAAUGAAAGACGCUUUCCGUCGACAGAGCACAGACCUGUACAGUAGCCCUCGUGUUUCAGUCUUUUCACAUUGACAUCCAUUCCUAUCAAACAGUUUGUGUUUGUUUGUAGACUGUCUCUGUGUGCAAAUAUGUGUGUGGGUCCCAUUGAAAUAAGGCCUAUUCACAGCUUCAACAGCAAAAACACCAGCCUUAAUGAUGUGUUACAGACAGCGCUAGUGUUAAUUCUGGAUCGGUAUUAAGGAACACAAAGGGACAGUAUAUUUAUCGUGGCCUCAGCAACACGUAGUGCAUUUUGCAUGAAUGGGACGCCCACUCAUCCAAAAGACUUACUGAUCUGAUGCAUGAGUCUACUAAAAUUGCAUGGCCUUAUAUAAACUGUAAAUCUUAUUUUUAUUUUUUUGGAUCCAUUUCUCUAACUUAUUUUUAUAUGUAAGAAAAAAAAAAGGAAAAAUAGAAGUUUCUUUGCUUAAUAAUAAUAAUACCACAUAAUACGACAGCAAAACACACAAUCGGUCUAUAGUCAUUCAGCAAUAUCAAUAUCAGUGAUUCCCGUCAUUCCUGGGUCAGUAUAGCUAAAACACUUUAUACAAGUUGAAAUUCUAUGCCAUUGCCUCUUAUAUACCACAAAUGUGUUGUGAUAUAUAGCCUAAUAUUACUUUAUUUAUCAAACGUAAGCCAAAGCACAUUGAAAUUCACCCAAUGUCAAAUCAAUGCAGGUUUUCCAUGGACACUUGUGCUUGUCCGAGGUCAUUUGUAUGUAUGUUUAUGGUAUUUUAAACAGAACACUAAGAUGAAAUUUCAUACAUGUGAUGUUGUAGUCGGGAGCAGAGGGUGUGUUAUGUACAUACGGGGUUGGGUGAGUCUUAUGGCUCUUAUAUAACGGUUUCAUUAUUUAUUUAUUUCAUAUUUAUUUGUAUCACUGCAUCCCCACAUAGAAGUGUAAUACUAUGAAUUCUUUUCAUCUCUAGCUUAAACGUAGAACGGUUUUGUACUUCAGAAAUCGAAUGUAAUUCUCACGCAGGCUUUGUUUCACAUAGCGUUGAAUUACUGGUUGUCAAUAUUUGUGAAAUGUUGUUAAGUAUUUAUUUGCUCAUCAGUUGAGUUGCGUGCAACCUAACUUAUUCUGUACCAUCACUUUGGAUCUGUAUCAUGUAGACUGAAACGAAUGAUAGAUUGCAACCAAACUGUACGUUUCCCCUUUUAGUCUGUAGCUUAAUAACGCUACAGAGUUGUAGGAUAAAUAACUGUAGACUUGCAUGUAUUGUUGCUAUGCAUUUACUUAGCUUACAAGUUAGACAAAGCGGUUUUGUAUUUUUUAUAAAUCAUGUACUUUUUUUACUUGUCCCUUAAUAAAAGUAAUUUUGUGAGUUUUCUUGAA